UUUUUUAUGAAAUUUACACUAUUACAGACUAGAAUGGAAUCCUGUGUUUUAGUUUCUGAUCGAAACAGAAUCUACAAGUUACUGAUGAUAAACGAGUAUUAAAUCAGAUAAUGAUUGAUAUUCUCAACCUGAGGAAUGGUAUGGAAGAUAACCUACUCCUAAUCCAACAAAUCAACCUGAUGAUACAGAAGGAAGGAGAGGAGCUUAAAGGGUUUAAUGAUGUGAUCCAUGCUGCCCAGCAACAUAUUGAAUCCAUCAACUCAGUUUACACACUUGGACUUUCUUGGUUAACAGGCCACACUGAUUCUUUUAUUUUUGGAAACAGGAGCAAAGAAGAAAUGAAAAUCGAAGGUCAUGGAGGUGCUACUAAUAGAUUGGAAGAAAUUGAACAAGCUGCUAAUAGAUUGGAAGAUAAACAAGAUUUUAAAAAGAGAUUGGAGAAUUUCAAAGAUGUUACUGACAUAUUGAAUGAUUGUGACGAUGUUACUAAUAGAUUAGAAAAUUGCGGAGAUGUUACUGACAGUUUGAAUGAUUGCGACGAUGUUACUGACAGAUUGAAUGAUUGCGACGAUGUUACUGACAGAUUAAAUGAUUGCGACGAUGUUACUGACAGAUUGAAUGAUUGCGACGAUGUUACGGACAGAUUGAAUGAUUACGAAGAUGUUCCUAGUAGUUUGGAUUAUUUUGAUAUUAUAAAAAUAGAAAUUGAAGAGAUUACGUUCCCUGUGGAUCCGAUAAUUAAAGAAGACACUGAGGAGGAGAAGGGGUUAUAGUGGAUGUAAAAUCAGGAAAAACAACCCGAGAUGGAA
Messenger RNA from Eurytemora carolleeae, 809 nucleotides. RefSeq lists its product as uncharacterized. The transcript has 4 exons. The record is from RefSeq and is a predicted model, not a curated record. NCBI's taxonomy places the organism in Eukaryota, Metazoa, Arthropoda, Copepoda, Calanoida, Temoridae. Bases 111 to 773 code for a protein of 220 amino acids.